This is a messenger RNA of Salarias fasciatus (jewelled blenny), 693 nucleotides long. It is a transcript of the gene atp6v1f, whose product is annotated as ATPase H+ transporting V1 subunit F. Gene Ontology annotation, cellular component: proton-transporting V-type ATPase, V1 domain; membrane. The transcript has 2 exons. The coding region runs from base 148 to 507 and encodes 119 amino acids. Gene Ontology annotation, biological process: proton transmembrane transport. The record is from RefSeq and is a predicted model, not a curated record. Lineage: Eukaryota; Metazoa; Chordata; Actinopteri; Blenniiformes; Blenniidae. Gene Ontology annotation, molecular function: proton-transporting ATPase activity, rotational mechanism.
UGAAUGCAGCACAUGCCUUACGUCAGAGCCAAACCGGAUGUGCCAGUCACCUGACGUCAUCACGUGACCCUCCGUCGCUCCUGCAGCAGUCAUCGUCAGCUGAUUGAAGCCUCCGAUUCUCUCCGGUAAACAGCACCUGAGCGCGUGAUGGCGGGCCGCGGGAAACUGAUCGCCGUGAUCGGAGACGAGGACACGUGCACCGGGUUCCUGCUCGGCGGGGUCGGAGAGCUGAACAAGAACCGGAAACCGAACUUCCUGGUGGUGGAGAAGGACACGAGCAUCACGGAGAUCGAGGAGACGUUCAAGAGCUUCCUGGCGCGGAACGACAUCGGCAUCAUCCUGAUCAACCAGUUCAUCGCGGAGAUGAUCCGCCACGCCAUCGACGCCCACAUGCAGUCCAUCCCGGCCGUGCUGGAGAUCCCGUCCAAGGAGCAUCCCUACGACGCCUCCAAGGACUCCAUCCUGCGCCGCGCCAAGGGCAUGUUCUCCGCCGAGGACUUCCGAUAAGCCGCCGCCCGGGUCCUGCCUGUUUACCCGCUCCGGCUGACAUGGAGCGUUCGUUUCGUUCGCCUGCAGACGGGCGGUUCAUUCCUCGCAGCGCCGCCCGCUGCCGUUUCCUUCGUGUUGUGUUUGUUUCAGAUGUUGUAAUUUAUCAGAUGUUGUCUUAAAUUAAAGUCCCGCUGUUGUUGUGGA